UUUGUUUAAUGUGGUGUUGAUCAUUUGCACUAUGUUUAGUUAAACUCUAUUACUGAAUUAGAAUGGUUAUAUUUAAAAUGAACGCAUACUUGCUAAUAAUCUGCCUGCUAGGCCUUUAUAGCACAGUGCUGGCAACGAUUGAGCAACGGAACUGCCUUAUACCCAAGAAUCUGCAAGGAUCCUGGUUCUCGUGGGAAAUUGGCUUGCCUUUACAAACAGUAAUCAAUGCCACCUCGAUGUCGAGACAUGGCGACUGCAUCAACUUUGAGCAACAUCACGACAACGAGUACUCCUUUGUAUUUAAGGAACACACUGCCAAAUGCUUUAAGUGUGUGCGCACCAUUAUACGCACACCGAAUGUAUUCGAGAAGUUAGAAAGUGAAUGUGUAAGUUUGGCGCCUGGCGAGGAACCCACCGUGGAAAACGUGUGCAAGGACAUCAAGGAUGAUCAAAGGUUGAUUACGCUGUUCAACGAGAACUAUGUUCCCACCGAUUGUCGUUCCUCGCUGGACGGAGUCUGGCAUUUCACUCACCAAAAUCGCUAUCGCUUCACCGGUGUGUGCGAUAAACCGGAUGCGCGUAUCAACUCUUGCCAAACUGGAGGCACGCCAAAUCAAAAGUUCAACAUCACUUAUCAGCAGUGCGAGGGCAUCGAGGGCACCUUUAGCGACACUCUCGAGUUUAACUGCUUGGGCGACUGGUUUGUGGGCGAAAAACAUUAUUUUGCUGCGGUCAACCCCAAAGAAUCGCGCAAGACUGAGAAGUAUCGUUGCUUUCUUAAGAAUCGUGAUGAUGACCUCUAUGUGGGCGCUUCAAUUACCCCCGAGUGUAAUGUGUUGAGGACACCUCAAACUUCACCAGAACGUUGGCAACUUACACCUGUUAAACCGGGCUGUACAUAGCCUGCGACUACGAACACGGCGAUCAUUAACGACGACCCAUCAGUGAAACGUAAAACAUUAAAACCUAUAAUAAAAAUUAAUAAA
Molecule: messenger RNA, 986 nt
Organism: Drosophila sulfurigaster albostrigata
Lineage: Eukaryota; Metazoa; Arthropoda; Insecta; Diptera; Drosophilidae
Exons: 3
Coding region: 63-902 (279 amino acids)
Source: RefSeq, a predicted model, not a curated record